GUCAUCGUUCCCUUUAAACAAUCUGUACCCACAUUUCUAGGUUCGCAACAAUGAUCUUGUUACCAAUAGUUGUUGCAAAUCUGGAUUUUAAAACAAAGUAUCUUUCUUUGAUAAUAAAUAUAGAUUUGCGCAACCCAUUUGAAUAUCUGAUAGAAGGGGCAUACCAAAAUCAAUUUAUAUUUCCUUGAUUUAGUCUACAGCAAACUCCAAAGAGAAAAAGGGGUGUGCGUGUAGUGCUAAUGGGGGCGUAUAGAGCUGAUGAGGAUUAUGAUUAUCUAUUCAAGAUUGUUCUGAUUGGGGACUCUGGUGUGGGAAAAUCCAACAUUUUGUCAAGGUUCACCAAGAAUGAAUUUUGCGUUCUAUCAAAGUCUACAAUUGGGGUUGAGUUUGCAACCAGGAGCAUUAGGGUGGAUGAUAAGGUUCUCAAAGCUCAGAUUUGGGACACUGCUGGCCAGGAAAGGUAUCGAUCGAUCACCAGUGCAUAUUAUCGAGGAGCUGUUGGUGCAUUGUUAGUAUAUGAUGUUACCCGACAUUCUACAUUUGAGAAUGUGGAGAAAUGGUUCAAGGAGAUCAGAGAUCACACGGAUAAUAAAAUUGUUGUUAUGGUUGUUGGGAACAAAGCAGACUUGAACCAUUUGCGAGCAGUUUCCGUGGAAGAUGCUAGAACUUUUGCAGCACGGGAAAGAACCUUUUUCAUGGAAACCUCUGCCCUCGAUUCCACCAACAUUGAAAAUGCCUUCACAGAGCUGCUCACACAGAUCUACCAUGUUGUAAGCACGAGAGCCCUUGAAAUCGGCGAUGAUCCAGCAGCAUUACCAAAUGGACAGACCAUAAAUGUUGGGUCUCGUUAUUAUUAUGUAUCAGAUGAGAAGCAGAAUGGAUGUUGUUCUGCUUGAGCAUGCAGCAAAAGCCUCUGUAUUUUUACUUUAAACAUAUGUAGAGUCCAGCCUUAAAAAUGGUUGUCCGGAGAAAAUUGCAAUCUCAACUUUCUACUUUGCUAUGUAGAGAAAUCUGUUCAUUGAGUGUCAAAUUUUAAGGAAACAUGCACUUAUAUUUUCCUUUAUGCCUAUUUUGAUUGUUGUUUCGUGAAGGUAUUAUCUAUCUUUUCCAUGACUGCAGAUUAAGCUUUCUAAAUUUAUUUUGACAUGUUUUCGAAGUUAAACUCUGAAUUUUCGAGGGAUUUUAUUUUCUGCACCCGCAAUUUUUCACGCACCCCCUGAAAAAUGACAUCCGAAUUUCAUGUUCUGGAACUUUUUCGGAACAAAUUUUCUGAAAUUUUUGAAAUAAGAUUUCUAAAAUGAGAUUUUCGAAAUGCUUGAAAUACAUUCCAGAAUAAAAUUUCUGAAACAAAAUUUUCGAAACAUAUAGAACAAGUUUUCGUAACACUCCUACAUGAAAUGUGCUUCUAAAAGAGCUUUUGAAACAAGUUUUUUCUCUUCCUCUUCAACGUUCUUCCUCUCAUUUUUUUCCUCCGCGGUAGCAGGAAUGAUGGAAAUGAUUUUUAAGUAAUGUGAUUUGCACAUUGUUUCCUUAAAACUGAGAGUUGAGCAUGAUUUUUGAGGUUACAAGGCUUGCAAGAAGGCCAUUUCUUCCUGAACCUCCAUAAUUUCAAGUUGCAACCCCCACAAUUUCUGUACUCUAGAGUAAUGAAACAAAAAAAUGCAUUCCUGGAUUACAUAAUCCUAAAUCCAAAUGUAUUCCGAAUUGAACAAAAUAUAAUAAGCAUAAGAAUCCAUAAACCUAUUUCUUUAUGGUUUUAGGUUGAAAAUAAUAUUCUAAUUUCUUAUAUAUAGAUUUGUACAAAACUCAUUGACGUCAAAUCUCUCCUCAAAAAACCUCGCAGUAAUCAGACCUCAAUCACCCAUAAAUUUCAAAUCGGGAUGAAGCAUUGAAUAUGCACAAUCUUU
Vigna radiata var. radiata (mung bean) is the source of this 1907-nucleotide messenger RNA. RefSeq names its product ras-related protein RABA1f. The coding region runs from base 240 to 896 and encodes 218 amino acids. Gene Ontology annotation, molecular function: GTPase activity; GTP binding. NCBI's taxonomy places the organism in Eukaryota, Viridiplantae, Streptophyta, Magnoliopsida, Fabales, Fabaceae. Gene Ontology annotation, cellular component: endosome. The record is from RefSeq and is a predicted model, not a curated record. The transcript is spliced from 2 exons.